AUGACAACGGCCAGCUUUUCUCACAUUGACACAAACUCUUAUACGGGUAAGCCCUGGGGCAAGGUAGACGGGCCAGGCUCAAACUUCAGCAAUCAAUGGCAUGAGCGCUCAGUACACAACCUUCGUGGCCGUGAACAUGAGUUUAACACGGACAAUUCUGGGUUUGCAGUCUACCAAUCCCCCGCCAAAGAGAAACUCUUCACCGACGACACUGCUGUCCGAGAUGGAUACUACAGCGAAGUCGAAUCUUUACUGCGAGAAAGGCUUCCUGGAAUCAAGAAGGUCGUCAUAUUCGACCACACCAUCCGAAGACGAGAUAAAGACUCUCCUCGCCAACCCGUCCAGCAGGUUCAUGUCGACCAGACACCUGCUGCGGCAGAAGUGCGUGUCCGCCGGCACUUGCCAGCAGAAGAAGCCGAGGAGCUCCUCGAAGGCCGCUACCAAAUCAUCAACGUUUGGCGACCCAUUGGCCAUGCUGCUUCCGACCACCCACUCGCCGUGAUCGACUGGCGCACAACCUCGCCCUCUGACUUCGUCGCCACCGACCUCCUGUACCCCAAGCGCGCAGACUCAUUGGACCUGGACGACCGCGGCAAGGAAAAACUACCUGACCCCAACAACUACACUUCUACCGAAGGCUACGAGGCCAGGGGCGAAACAUUAGCCGUAGCCCCAAACGACAAUCACAAGUUUUACUACCAAAAGGAUAUGACCCCUGACGAGGUGAUGCUGCUCAAGUGCUUUGAUAGCUUCGGCGAGGGCAUGCCCUCGGGAAAGAAGGGACUCUCGUUACGAACACCGCAUACAGCUUUUGCAGACCCCAAUACGCCUGCAGAUGCACCGGGAAGACAAAGCAUCGAGGUUAGAUGUUUGGUGUUUUACGAAUAG
Messenger RNA from Bipolaris zeicola 26-R-13, 888 nucleotides. RefSeq lists its product as uncharacterized. The transcript has a single exon. Lineage: Eukaryota; Fungi; Ascomycota; Dothideomycetes; Pleosporales; Pleosporaceae. The record is from RefSeq and is a predicted model, not a curated record. Bases 1 to 888 code for a protein of 295 amino acids. Gene Ontology annotation, molecular function: oxidoreductase activity.